AUGGCUCCAAGCCUCCCUCAGUUCUCGGCCGCGCGCAUGCGCUCAUAUGUCUUCCGACUUCCUCUUUUUACAAGGGCGAUUAUUGCUAUCAUAACAUUGUUAUGGCUUCUUAGCAUGCAAUCUGUAUGGAAUGUGCAGCAAUGGGGAGCAUUAAUACCUAAAGAAAUAGGGUUGGCAUCCAUGUAUCGAACGAAUACUUUCCCACUCGUACAUAACGGAUUCUUUCAUACCUUUAUAAACGUUUUUGCUCUCACGCCUUUGCUGGAGAGAUUCGAGGCGGAAUAUGGGACUCUUACUACUUUGGCGCUUUUUGUUGGACCUUUGUCGACAAUUCCAGCACUAUUGUAUACGUUGAUUGAAAGGGGGCUCCUUGGAUUAAACACUACUGUACUCGGUUCCAGUAUAUGGGUUUUUACAUUACUCGCUAUGGAAGCUGUAAAAACAUAUAAGACAAAUCCCUCCUUCCAAAUAGGAACUGUGAAAGUACCUACUUGGACUACGCCACUGAUCAUCGUGGUUUUCACAUCCGUUUUAAUACCUAACACCAGCUUUUUGGGCCAUCUUUGUGGACUCGCUUUCGGCUAUGGAUGGGGCCUCGGAUAUCUGAAAUUUCUUGCACCACCGGAAUGGGCUCUCAGAUGGAUUGAGGGAAAGCUUAACCUACUUGGGAGGUUGCCACAUUAUGUAUCUGUCGACCAGAAAACUUACGGGAGGUUCGGCGUUCUUCCAACCACGAAUACCUCAAAUAUAACAAUACCGCGCGACGGUGGCCUAGAGAUGGGACUCCAAGGAAGCACGCAGCGGUUAGGUCCAUAG
Molecule: messenger RNA, 816 nt
Organism: Glarea lozoyensis ATCC 20868
Lineage: Eukaryota; Fungi; Ascomycota; Leotiomycetes; Helotiales; Helotiaceae
Product: Rhomboid-like protein
Exons: 5
Coding region: 1-816 (271 amino acids)
Cellular component (GO): membrane
Molecular function (GO): serine-type endopeptidase activity
Source: RefSeq, a predicted model, not a curated record